UCCCGCCCCCCUGCUCCUCUACUACCCUCUCGACUCCUAAACGCUGAUGUGUUACUAACUCAAGCCGUAAACUCCGUCAAAAUGUUCAGUUUCGGACCCAAAUUGUUGCUGCUUUUCCUCCUGGCCUUCCCUUGUGGGUUAAUAUCCAUCGGCCAAGUCUCUGCACAAUCAGAUUCUGCUGAGGACGUCACUGAAGACACAGAAGACACAGAAGCUGCAGUAGAUGAAGAAGAAGAAGAUGAUGAGGAAGAUGUGCUUGUUGAGGAAGAUCAGAUGCAACCCACGGAAGGAGAGGAAGACGACACUGACGAAGGAGCUGAUAAACAGUUGUUGUCUCACCCUGAGGCCGACACCACCAUCAUCUUCAUGACGGGAGAAGAGUUUUAUGCCAAUGAAAUUGUGAGGUUUCUGGUUGGUUUCACCAACAAGGGAAGUGAUGACUUCACUGCUCAGUCACUGGAGGCCUCCUUCCGUUACCCUCAAGACUUCCAGUUCUACAUUCAGAACUUCACAGCUCUGCCUCUGAACACACUCAUCAAGCCCCAGGCUCAGGCCUCCUUCGAGUACUCCUUCAUCCCUGCUCAGCCAAUGGCAGGUCGUCCAUUCGGUCUUGUCAUCCUCCUCAACUAUCUUGACACAGAGGGUGGCGUGUUCCAGACAGCCAUUUACAACCAGACCGUCACCAUCAUUGAGCGUGAAGAGGGCCUGGACGGAGAAACGAUGUUCAUGUACGUCUUCUUGAUUGGACUGGUGUCCCUGAUGCUGUUUGGGAUGUAUCAGGUCCUGGAGACAAGGACGAAAAAGAGACUUUCAGUGAAAAUAGAGAAGGGCACUGGUGGGAUGAACGAUGUGGACAUCAGCUGGAUUCCUCAGGAGACUCUGAACGUCAUGAACAAGGCCUCCCCUAAAGCUUCACCACGGAAACGAACCAACAGGGCAGCAGGAACAGAUCAAUAAAAAGUGCCCAUUUCCAUUCAUCACUAUGCUGUCCAUCAAGCUUUAAAGCUCAUUUCCUCACCACACUAACCUAAUUAACAUCCACAAAGGACCAACAAUUCAGGGAUCCAAUUUCUGCUCUGAGUAAAGUGUUUUAAAUGUUUGUUUUGAUCUUUGCUGGUCUCCUCGUACAGCGACCAGAAAGCAUCCUGAACUCUGCUGCUUCUAUAAGAGCAUCAACAUUUAGACUCUAAGUGGACUGAACCACAGUUCAGUUAAAGGGACUUUUGUAUCAGUGUGUGUGCGUUUGAAAAGCGAUAUGUGAUCAGCCAAAAAGUCAUAAUUUUUUUACGGAAAAAUAAGGGAAUGUGGUAUAAACUUCUCUCAAAUGAUUGAUUAGUAUUGAAAUGACUUCUGACAAGUUUCAUUUGUAAAAUAAGAUGAAUCCCUCUCCCCUCUUUCACGUAAACACCAUCGUGCCUUGUUUUUAAUUGUAUUUGUGAAGCCACACAAAUAUUUAACAUCAAGAAAAAAAGGACAGAGUCAUUUUGAAGUGUUCCUAAAAAACAGUCACAUUCCAUCUGAAGUUUUAUCCCUGUAUUUAAAUGUUGUUUUUCAAUGUGGCGAUGACAGCUGCAAAUACAAUGAACAUUCAAACAGUAUUCUUUGGAUUACAGCAGGUCAAUAUACCUGUGCUGACUGUUAGAGGCUCAGUGGAGAAUUUCAGGCACACAAUAGGUGCCAGUGGUGCAAUUUUUUUCAAAUUGCAACUAUUGUUUUUGAUAAAACACAUUUUUAAAACAAUAAAAGGGUGAAAAGUA
Notolabrus celidotus (New Zealand spotty) is the source of this 1757-nucleotide messenger RNA. RefSeq names its product translocon-associated protein subunit alpha-like. Gene Ontology annotation, cellular component: endoplasmic reticulum; endoplasmic reticulum membrane. Bases 82 to 957 code for a protein of 291 amino acids. The record is from RefSeq and is a predicted model, not a curated record. NCBI's taxonomy places the organism in Eukaryota, Metazoa, Chordata, Actinopteri, Labriformes, Labridae. The transcript is spliced from 9 exons.